UCAAUUUUGGAGAUAAAAAAUUCAAAGAAUAAGAUAUGCGGCUUUAAAAAAUUAUCAGUUCAUUACAGCCAAGAUAAUCCUCAGGUUAAAAGUCAAAAUAAAGAAUUAUUGCCAGUUAACAAGUAUGUCAAGAGAACACACACCUGCGGCGAGCUGGGAAUUGAAGACGUUGGAGAAACUGUCAGUCUGUGUGGAUGGAUGGAGUACCAGAGAAUGGGGAAAUUCAUUACGUUAAGAGAUUCUUAUGGAACUAUUCAGUUAAUGAUUCCUGAUGAUAAACAAUCUUUAAUCAAAGCUGUGGAACAGUCGAGCUUUGAGAGUGUUUUAUCGGUUACAGGGAAAGUUAUCCUGAGGCCGCCAGAACAAGAAAAUCGUAAAAUGAAAACUGGUAGCAUAGAGAUUCUUGUGGAAGCACUAGAAAUAGUAAAUAAUGCCGCAUCACAGCUACCUUUUUAUAUUAGAGAGCACAAUGUCCCCAAAGAAAUGCUGCAAAUGCAAUACAGAUACUUAGCGCUAAGGUUUCCCUCAAUGCAAAAUAAUUUACGACUACGAUCUGAGUUUAUGCACAAAUUACGAGGGUAUUUGAUCGACGACUGCGGGUUUGUCGACGUAGAAACUCCUACUCUUUUCAGGCGUACUCCUGGUGGUGCUCAAGAAUUUGUGGUACCAACUAGACAGCCAGGAGAAUUCUACUCGCUUGUUCAAAGUCCUCAGCAGUUUAAGCAGCUGCUGAUGGUCGGUGGAAUUGAUAGGUACUUCCAAAUGGCUAGAUGUUACAGAGAUGAAGGUGCUAGAUCCGACCGACAACCAGAAUUCACACAACUAGAUAUAGAAAUGUCGUUCACUGACCGUGAAGGUAUUAUUAGUUUAAUAGAAGAUCUUCUGUGUCAUUGCUGGCCUAAAGAGUCUGCUGCAUUGACUACUCCAUUUAGACAUUUCACUUAUGAGCAAGUGAUGGAGCUCUUUGGGACGGAUCAGCCGGAUUUAAGACUUCCCUACCGUAUUUUAAAUCUCCAGCAGUCGGAUUCUCGGGGUGAUAAUGAAAUUUACGCCUUACCGAUACCGAUGGGAGCUGAAUUUCUGACAAAUGCAGUGAAAGCUCAGCUUAAUGAUAUCAGAGAUAAGAAUUUUAAAGGUGUUAAAUUGAUGCAAAUAAAAAUACAAGAUGAUUCAUGGCCGGAGAAGGUCGAGAAAUUUGGCGUUGAUAUUUCUGGUAUGAAUCAGAAAUUGAGUGUCAAUAAAACUGAUGCUCUAUUUUUAGCUUCUGGAAACAAAAAUAAUGUUAGAAAACUUCUCGGCAAAAUUCUUGUAGAGUUUGCCAAUAUAAUAGAAUCAAAAGGACGUCAAAUAAGAACUCAAGGAUAUGAAUUUUUGUGGAUUGUCGAUUUUCCAUUGUUUGAAAAAAACGACGACGGAAGUAUUGCUUCAACUCAUCAUCCAUUUACUGCGCCGCAUCCUGAUGACUUUCAGUAUCUUGAGACUGACCCUUUUAAAGUACGAGGGCUGCAUUAUGAUCUAGUACUGAAUGGCUCUGAAAUAGCUGGCGGUUCUAUAAGAAUUCACAAUGCAAAGCUGCAAGAAAAAAUACUGAAAAUGCUGAACAUUAGUACUUCGCAAAUGAAACACUUGUUGGAAGCACUAGCAAGUGGAGCUCCGCCUCACGGUGGAAUUGCAUUUGGAAUGGAUCGUCUGAUAUCAAUUAUAUGUAAAUCACCGAGCAUAAGGAAUGUAAUAGCCUUUCCCAAGACCAUGGAAGGUCGAGACCUUAUGUCUGGAGCGCCGACUGAGAUAUCCGAGGAAGAAAAAAAAUUAUAUCACUUAUCAAUACUAAGUAAUGAAAAUGAAAAAAAUUGUUGA
Messenger RNA from Cotesia congregata, 1857 nucleotides. The record is from the annotation of a GenBank genome assembly. NCBI's taxonomy places the organism in Eukaryota, Metazoa, Arthropoda, Insecta, Hymenoptera, Braconidae.